Messenger RNA from Pelobates cultripes (western spadefoot toad), 237 nucleotides. The record is from the annotation of a GenBank genome assembly. Lineage: Eukaryota; Metazoa; Chordata; Amphibia; Anura; Pelobatidae.
AUGGGGACCUCAUCUGACUCAGAGAAUAUCACCAAAAAUUAUCUACUACAAGCACUGGAUGCGUUAUCCCAGAAGCUGAUAACCACAUGGUAUUAUUCUAUGGACUACCUCAGAAAAGAUGUGCAAGAACUGGGCAAAAGAACGUCUCACAUAGAAUCCAAAAUGGAUGACUACGCCACCGCACACCCACAAUUACUCCAUGGACAGACCUCACUUCCACUAUUUCUAUUCACAUAA